AGCCAUUCAUCCAGGUCUCUAGAGAGAGGUACCUCGGUGCUUAGAAGUAUGUGAUGUGAUGUCGAGUGGAGGAGUAAACUCCAGACCUCCAGGAAGUGCUGGACGUGCGACCAAGCAUUACGGGUCGAAAGAUGGAGAAGGUCGCUCCAAACAAAGCGUAUUUGAAAGCCAGCAUGCGUUGGAGCAGGAGAAUCGUCGUUUAAGCAAGGAGAUCCGCACAAGGAAUUUGGACAUGGAGCGAUUGCAACGAGAGGCUGUUUCCCUUCGUGAACAAAUCCAGGAAGAGCAACGUCGUCGACGAAGCCGUGUUUCUGACCUCCAGGAACAACUGCAAAGACUCGAAGGUCAGAACAGGCAGCUGCAGGCCCAACUUUCUCGAGCCCAGCUUCAGAUUACUUCGAAAGUAUCGGAUGCAACAGCCUUGAAACGCGAAGUUGUUACAAAGACAAUGGAACUUGAGAAGCUUGCGAGAGAAUUCCAGCAGUCACAAUCAGAUCUGUGUUCGAGAGUUCACUCUGUUUCUGAUAGCCUACUCCAAAUGUCGCGGGAUGUGCGGGACAUGACAGUGGAAGCCUCACGCUCCGAAAAAAUCUCAAGUCCAGUAGCAAAUCCCUCCCACCACAGUGGCAAUGGACACGCUCCUGGACAUGCAGGGCAUGUUGGACACAGUGGCCAUGGCCACGAAGCGUUUGCUGCAUCGACUCCAGCACCUUCGACCCAGUUUGCUUCUCUGGGAGUUGACGAUGAAACUCUCCAUGCCUUGAAGCGAAGACUUCAAUCCCUGGGCGAUGUGUUGGUCUUUACCAGUGACAAAUUUGAUGCGUGUUGUGCAUCUGGGCACAGCAUUCCACCUGGAGCUGUGCGAGUGCGACCUCGACGAUGUGACCACGUAUUUUUGGUUGAAUGCUUAAUGCCAUACUGGGUGGGAGGUUUAUGCCCUGUUUGCAGGUGCAGCUUUGCCUACAGCCGAGAAAAUGAUGAGAGCGACAGGUGCUCGUCUGUUUCCACCAGUGUCUCGCAGCGAGCAAAUGUUCUUUCUCUCAGGCACGAAGCGCGGCACCUUGAAAAGGUGGACACACGAGAGGUGAUGGCCUCGUUGAACUUCCGAGGCCCAAAAGUCCUCAGGGGACAGCGAAGUCAUGCCAGCGAUGCAUCUGGUCCUGGUCCCUCUCGCUCUGGCACCGGUGCCACUGGAGUUUCUGGCUCCUUGGGUAGAACAUCUUCAGGCCGGGAUCGACCACUAUGACACUAUGAGUCGCAAGAAUCCAGACCGCUGUGCUUGUCCGAAAACACGAAGAGCAAGAACUUGGUGGACUCAUUGCAAUUCUGUACUGGCCAACUCUCAAACAUGAGGGCAAAGUAGGGCAAAUCGCUGCACUUGGAUCGAAGAGAAAGCGCUGAAAGAUGAUGGCUGGACUCGAUGGAUCAUGUCAAAAGUGCUCCCGUCUAGAGAUUUGAAGAGCUUUUGAGCAGCCAUGGUGCCACAGUAUGCGCUUCUGAGUGGUGAAAAAA
Messenger RNA from Cladocopium goreaui, 1512 nucleotides. The record is from the annotation of a GenBank genome assembly. NCBI's taxonomy places the organism in Eukaryota, Dinophyceae, Suessiales, Symbiodiniaceae.